AUUAUUUAUUAAGUAAUUUGAGAGCUGCGUUAGAUCUAUUUCUUCAUACAGAGAAUAUUGUUAGUAUUGGAAAGUAGGCCCUGCCAUCUUGGUCAUGGCGGAGUGGAAGAAGAUCUAUCGGAGCCUUGUUAUCUUAUUCUGGGUGAUUAAUGCUUCUGGCUACCCUGUUAGAGAAGAAAGGAGGCAUCGGAAUGGAUGGAGAGGCUGCCAACCUCCUUGUGGAUUUUCGUCAAUCCAUAGGCGAACCCAGAUAGUGUGUGACCCAAGAGAAAGAUCGUGUAGGCCUACCAGACAUUUCUUCCGAAUGCCAAUCAGGUGCCGGACAAGACCGGUCUGUCCUAUUACAAGGGCCCAGAGAUACGAACCUUUACCAUGGAUUUCUGAUCGCGGAAGCUCAUUCUCAUCUGUCAGCUUGACAGAAGAACGCCAGAGAUCGGAAAAUGCUCCCGAAGAGAGGUCGUUGUAUUCUGUUGACGAGAGCCCGUUUCCUUCCAUUAGCUCUUCGGUAUCCAUGUUAGAAGAGCGAGUACAACCAAGAGAUGUCAUUCCAACCACCACAAGUGCACCCCAAGAGAAACAAUUCUAUCCUGAUGAAAGUUCAUUCAGUUCCUUUAUCUCGAUGGAAGAGCCUGCUCGACCAAGAGAGGUCAUCCCAACUACCACAAGUGCACCCCAAGAGAAACAAUUCUAUCCUGAUGAAAGUUCAUUCAGUUCCUUUAUCUCGAUGGAAGAGCCCGCUCGACCAAGAGAGGUCGUCCCAACUACCACACGUGCACCCAAAGAGAACCCAUUCCAUCCUGUUGAUGACAAUUCUUUCAGUUCCGUCAGCUCGUUGGAAGAGCCCGUUCGACCAAAAAAGGUCACUCAAACUAUACCAAGUGCACCCAAAGAGAACCCAUUCUAUCCUGAUGAUGAAAGUUCUUUCAGUUCCUUCAUCUCGUUAGAAGAGUCUGCUCGACCAAGAGAGGUGAUCCCAACUACCACAAGUGCACCCAAAGAGAACCCAUUCUAUCCUGAUGAUGAAAGUUCUUUCAGUUCCAUCAUCUCGUUAGAAGAGUCUGCUCGACCAAGAGAGGUGAUCCCAACUACCACAAGUGCACCCAAAGAGAACCCAUUCUAUCCUGAGGAUGACAGUUCUUUCAUUUCCGUCGGUUCAUUCGAAGAGUCUUUACGACCAAGAGAAGUCACCAAAACUACGGCAAAUGCACUCGAAGAGAAGUCAUUCUCUUCCAUAAGCUCUUCUAAAGUUCCAUUAGAGCAAGAACCGCAAGAUAGCUUCACUUGGAGCAGCAGCAUUAGCAGUCCUGGAGACUGUGGCGACGACUCGGAUUUGAGAACAUCGGUUGAUGUCAGCUCGGAUUCUACCCAAGACUCUCCGAUGAACAACCGUCAGAUUGGUAGACCAGAUGGAGUGAACGAAGAUACAACUUCUCACCAAGACAUCCAGAGUGAUGUCUACCAGAUUCAAAGCCUUCCCAAGAACGUAGAAAACCACACUGGUUUAGGAUCCCCAGAGGGCAAUGGGAAUAUCAUGAGGGGAGAAGAUUCAGAUAAAACGAUCCUCGUCAGAAAUUCACAAACUAAUACUACCCGAACAGGAGGAAAUACCAUUGUAUCAGCUGCAGGAUUUCGUUGGUAAAUCUGAAGUGAAUAACAAGCCAAUUCAAAGUUGGCUGCUGAUGAUCAACUUUUCUCAAAUGGCCUUUCCCAUUUUCCAUUAGGAUGAGUACUAACACUCUCAAAGAAGAUGUUGCCUUUAGAAGCUUUCCCGGCAAAGCAUUCAAAUUCUAAGAAAGAAAAGGGCUUUGAUAAUGGACGAAUACUACUGCCGUAUGGGCAGUCAUACCUUGAUGUUUUACCCAUGCCAACCUACUAUAUGUUUGGACAGCCAUUUUCUCUUUAUAGGACAAGUCCACCACAAUAAAAAGUUGCUUUGAAUAAAAAGAGAAAAUCCAACAAGCAUCA
This is a messenger RNA of Lytechinus variegatus (green sea urchin), 1965 nucleotides long. RefSeq names its product sporozoite surface protein 2-like. Lineage: Eukaryota; Metazoa; Echinodermata; Echinoidea; Temnopleuroida; Toxopneustidae. The coding region runs from base 95 to 1639 and encodes 514 amino acids. The transcript is spliced from 4 exons. The record is from RefSeq and is a predicted model, not a curated record.